AUGGCAUUGAGCAAGAUCGUCUUUGUUACUGGCAACAAGAACAAGUUGGCCGAAGUGCAAGCCAUUCUUUCAGGCUCAAUCCAGCUUGAAUCUCGCAAGAUCGAUCUGCCCGAGCUCCAAGGUACUACAGCUGAUAUCGCAAAACAAAAGUGCAAAAUGGCUGCAGAGAUGAUCAAUGGACCCUGUAUUACCGAGGAUACAUGCUUGUGCUUCAAUGCCAUGAAUGGGCUUCCUGGACCUUAUAUCAAAUGGUUCCUUGAAUCAACUGGCCCUGAAGGUUUGGUCAAGAUGCUCCAGGGUUUCGGUGAUUACUCAGCAUACGCUUUGUGCACAUUCGCUUAUUGCCAAGGUCCUGGUCAUGAGCCCAUUAUCUUCGAAGGCAAAACUGAUGGAAAGAUCGUGCUCCCACGUGGUCCUAGAGAUUUUGGAUGGGAUUGUGCUUUUCAACCUGAAGGCUUUAAUGAGACUUAUGCCGAGAUGGAUAAAGCUGUCAAGAACACCAUUUCCCAUCGAUUCCGAUCCAUUGAAAAGCUCAAGGCAUUCUUGCAACAACAACAGUAG
Molecule: messenger RNA, 561 nt
Organism: Lichtheimia ornata
Lineage: Eukaryota; Fungi; Mucoromycota; Mucoromycetes; Mucorales; Lichtheimiaceae
Product: RdgB/HAM1 family non-canonical purine NTP pyrophosphatase
Exons: 6
Coding region: 1-561 (186 amino acids)
Biological process (GO): nucleoside triphosphate catabolic process
Cellular component (GO): cytoplasm
Molecular function (GO): nucleoside triphosphate diphosphatase activity
Source: RefSeq, a predicted model, not a curated record